This is a messenger RNA of Lolium rigidum, 786 nucleotides long. RefSeq lists its product as uncharacterized. The coding region runs from base 1 to 537 and encodes 178 amino acids. The record is from RefSeq and is a predicted model, not a curated record. NCBI's taxonomy places the organism in Eukaryota, Viridiplantae, Streptophyta, Magnoliopsida, Poales, Poaceae. The transcript has a single exon.
AUGGCCGCCGGCGCCGCCCGCCUCCUGCUGCUCCUCGCCGCGGCGUCCCUCCUCGCGUCGCCCCCGGCGGCGUCCGCCCGCCCGUGCGGCCACGCGCAGACGCUGCUCAUCUCCUUCUCCUCCUUCUCCAGGCCCAACCCGGACCCGGCCAACCCGGCCCCGCUCACCACCACCGUCGUCACCGUCCUCCGCGUCCGCCGCCUCGGCCCGCACCUCCAGAUCCGCCGCCCCGCCCACCCCGAGCCCCUCCCGGCCGCCGCCGUCGCCGCAUCCGCCGACACCGCCUCCUCCUUCCAGGAGCGCGCCAAGGACAUCCUCGUCGUCGUCUCCGGCCUGCUCUUCGGCUUCGGCUGCGGCGCCCUCACCGCCGCCUCCAUGUACCUCGUCUGGUCCCUCAUCGCCUCCACCGCCGCCUCCCCCUACGACGAGCUCUACAGCGACGACGACGACGAGGAGGUCUCCGACUCCGAGAGCCCCAAGAAGGCCGGCUACGUCAUCAUCCACGACACCGAGGACUUCGUCGGCGGUAAGAACUAGGAUCGGUCUUGCAAGCAGACGAUUUCGUGAUGCAUGAUUACAUGGGGAAAAAAACUGUGGGGUAUAUAUAAGACUAUUCGCAUCUAUCUAUCUAAUUUGUGUGUGUGUGCUGCGCCUGUCUGACUCUCUCUACGUGUAUGGUUGGGGAAACGAUGUUAUGAAUAUGCUUUCUGUGUGUUCUUAGAUAUGCUCAAUGCCAAACUGAAGCAUAUGCUUAUUUAUCUAUCCUGAAAGAUGGAACUUGUUUGA